AUGAAAGAUGCUGCUGGAGAGCCAAUAUUUAACCCUGGCUGUGCUAUUUUUGUCUGCAACCGCUGGGAUCUGGUGCCAGAGGACGCAAGGGAAAUAGCUGUGGAGAGGGUGUGUUCGGCAGUGAGUAGGAGCUGGCAAAUAGAUUCAUCAAAGCACAUAUUUACCCUUUCUGCUAAAAUGGCGUGGCAGCACAGUCAGACCGGGUGCAUGACUCACGAUUACAGGCGACUGGUCAGAGGCAUCAAGGGCCUGAUUCCAGUGAGUUUGCAAAGGAGGAUGGAACGCUUGCACAGAUGGGGUACACAUCUGACACAGCGCACCAUUGAUUCUGCGCAGCAGUAUAUUCAUGCUGCCAGCUUGACACGGGACGAGCUUGAGGCUCGGUACAAGGUUCAGGAAGGACGGUUGAGCAUACUUGAGAAUACGUCGAAAGAAUUUUUGUUUUAUCUUCAAGGCGACCUUCAGGAAGGAUAUAAAACCAUAACUGAUUCUCUCUCUAAAUAUCUUAGCAGCGAUCUUGUCUGUGCUCGCGUUACCUCUUGGACCAAUGCCGAAGCUCCUUAUGGGCCAGAUUGGAACUGUUUAGAAGGAAGAAUAAAAAAUGCCAUCUGUAAAAGAAUCAUGGAUGCCAUCAACUCUUGGGAAACGGAAACAAAACAAUUCGAAACUCUGAAGAAACAGUUGUUUAAGAAAUUCACUGAGAAAUUCCAGUUAAUUAAAUCUGAGCUGAGCAUGAUUGAAAAUAUGUUUGAUAGGUCCUUGGGAACAGAUUCUAGGGAAAAUGGAAAUGUAGCAACGUAUAUGCCAUUGCAAGACAUAACGGGCUAUGCUAUCAACAAAAUGCCAACAACAGAAUUAAGCUUGGGUGAAAAAAUUGCGUUUGGUUUGCUUUCGCCAGUUAUUGUACCUCUUGGUGCAUUGGCAUUUCUUUUUGUUGGCCCAAAAAAGAUAGAGGAGCACUUAAUCUUAAAACAAUAUGAGCAGAACAAAUGUGAAUUUCUUCGAGAAAGAUCAUUCGAGGUUUUGAAAAUAAUGGCGAAGCACGAUGUUACAAAAUCUUAUGUCGAUGCUCAACUCCAAGAGGCCAGGGAUCAUCUACAGUUGAUGCGUGAGUCCAUUCCACAGCUUAUAUCUUCUACACGAAACUACAUGCAGACCAUUAAAAAAGACCAACGGUCUAAGGAGAAGCUCAUCGCCACCUAUGCCCCUGUUGUCAAGCAGUUCACGACAGUUAACCAUGCGCUGGAAGAUUUUGCUAUAAGACAUCUUUUCUUGUAUUUUAAUGAGACAGAUGUGGAAGCAGACAUCAGCCCGUCCGAAGGACACACAUCAUACCAAGGCAACUGGACCGAAGUUUUCCCUGCCAUCUUUAAAUCUUCAAAAGAUCAACCCUGCAAAAUUACUGUCAAGCGCUAUAAAGGGACUGCAAAAAGCAAGCAAGUUAGAGAGGAAAUAGUUGAAAUGAGGAAACUGAAGCAACAGAAGAUUGGAUUUGUGCCCACCGUACUGGGUACUUACAUCGACCCGACAACUGAACUGCCAGCUCUUAUCAUGACCCCGCGUCUGACCAGUUUGAGGGUCCUCAGCAGUGACAAGGGCACAACUACAGUCCACCGUGGUCAGCUGGUCCAUUAUUUACUCAAGGAACCGAUAGCCUAUCUAAUCCAACUGGCGGACGCCUUGGCCUACCUGCACCAAAAUGACCUCGUCUGUUUGGAUUUGUCUAUGGAUACAGUUAUGAUUACCACUGGAAAUGAUAGAAUCGUGACGUUGGUGAACAUCAGCGAGCCGGUCACCAUGACACCCCCAGACCCCAACUCCCCCAUAGGGUCUAUGGUUUGUCUUCCCUUCAGCGUACUCGAUGGCACCAAACCUUACGAUGCAGAUGCCAACAUCUACGCCCUUGGGCUCAUGAUGUGGGAGAUAUGGCAUAAUGAACUUGUGUACAAAAUCCACAGAGAUCUUUCAGUUAAAGUCUUCAGUGCUGGCAUCAGCCAGGGCACAUUUCCCCUGGAGUUUGAAACCGGGAAAAUGAAGCCAGCCUUGGAGGCAUAUUGGGAGAAGACCAUGAGGGCCUGUCUCUCGGGGGAAAUCGCCAUUAAAGACUGGAAAGAUCAACUGUCCCUCAUUCAGAAGAUGUUAAACCGAAAUGAAUCAACUGUCUGA
Messenger RNA from Lingula anatina, 2166 nucleotides. RefSeq lists its product as uncharacterized. The record is from RefSeq and is a predicted model, not a curated record. Gene Ontology annotation, molecular function: ATP binding; protein kinase activity. NCBI's taxonomy places the organism in Eukaryota, Metazoa, Brachiopoda, Lingulata, Lingulida, Lingulidae. Gene Ontology annotation, biological process: protein phosphorylation.